Messenger RNA from Etheostoma cragini (Arkansas darter), 2734 nucleotides. It is a transcript of the gene ntng1a, whose product is annotated as netrin g1a. NCBI's taxonomy places the organism in Eukaryota, Metazoa, Chordata, Actinopteri, Perciformes, Percidae. Gene Ontology annotation, molecular function: cell-cell adhesion mediator activity. The transcript is spliced from 9 exons. The record is from RefSeq and is a predicted model, not a curated record. Bases 902 to 2557 code for a protein of 551 amino acids.
UUACAGAUGUUUCUGUUCACGGUUGCACUGAGCUGCGGCUCACGGGCUUCAGCAGAGACAUAAACUUCAGGUGAAAGUCAGUUGUCAAAGACUGGCCGCCUCACUGUGUGUGAGAGCAGCGAGUGGGGCCACUCUCCGCUGUCUCGGAGGCUCUUUCUAAGGAGCCACUUGGAAUCUUAUUUCUGUCAUCCGCUUCAUUUUAAACAACUUUAAAAAAAGAAAUCCCUACACCUGGCGUGGCGAUUGUUCUCCUGUCGCCUCUGCUUGUGUGUCCUGGUAGAAGUGACGUGGCGCUGGUACCCGGAGCUCUCCUCCAUUCCCCGGGAGCGGCGGAGACAAGCUGGUCGCUUCCACGGCGAGUCCACGGUUCCUGCGCGGCGCUAACAUGUCCCGUUUUAAAGCGGAUUUAUUGGGCUGCAAUAGGCGACAUGACUGGCUGUUCUUGGCGGUAUGAACCACUAAAGACCAAGCACCAGAUCGCCACGCAGGAACAGGACCAUGAUUGACAGCCGAGCAAGCUGAGAGGACCUGUCACUCAUCUUCCUAUCAGCGUGUAAGAGGGCUAUCUCCUUGCCUUCCCCCUCUUCCUCCUCCUUCUCCUCCAACACCUCCAUACUCUUCCCUCCCUCAAUCCUCUCUUCUUAUCUUCUCACUGGGCUGGUAACCUCACCAUCCCUCCUAGUUAUCCACUACUCCAGAAACCUGAAAGGGACAGAAAUAGUAAAGAAAAACAGCAACAACAACUCUUCUAAAAAGACUGCUCCACCUGAGGGAAGUUUGGCAAGCCUCCUCACUCCAGUUGAGUGAGUUGUAGUAAGUGGAAGUAGAAGAGGGAUCCCUUGUUGUUACACCUUCAGAAGGAGAUACAGCUCCUCGGGAAGGAGCCGAGAGAGGACCAGUCAUGCGUUUCCAUUUUGCGUUGACGCUGCAGGCGCUGUGGACAGGUGUUUGCCAGGCGGGCAUGCAGCACUACCCUGCAGCGUGGGGCCACUAUGAUGUGUGUAAGUCUCAGAUUUACUCAGACGAAGGCUUAACCUGGGACUACAUGGCCUGCCAGCCAGAGGCAGCAGACAUGACCCAGUUCCUGAAAGUAACUCUGGAUCCCCCCAACAUCACCUGUGGAGACCCUCCGGAGACAUACUGUGCCCUGGAGAACCCCUAUAUGUGUAAUAAUGAAUGUGACGCCACCACAGAGGAACUCGCCCACCCUCCGGAGCUUAUGUUUGACAUCGAGGGCCGUAACCCCACAACCUUCUGGCAGUCCACGUCUUGGAAGAAAUACCCGAAGGCCCUCCUGGUCAACAUCACGCUAUCUUGGAACAAGACCAUUGAGCUGACCGACGACAUUGUCCUUACCUUUGAGUCUGGCCGGCCCGAGCAGAUGGUCCUGGAAAAGUCGUUGGAUUAUGGACGGACCUGGCAACCCUACCAGUUCUAUGCCACUGACUGCCUAGACGCCUUCACAAUGGAGUCCAAGACGGUGCAGGAUCUGACUCAGCAUACCCUGCUGGACAUCAUCUGCACUGAGGACUACUCACGAGGUUAUGUGUGGAAGUAUGAUAAAACAGUGCGCUUUGAGAUCAAGGACCGCUUUGCGCUUUUUGCUGGGCCCCGGCUCCACAACAUGGCUUCACUCUAUGGCCAACUGGACACUACCAAGAACCUGCGGGACUUCUUCACCAUCACAGACCUGAGAAUCCGUCUGCUCCGGCCCGCUACAGGAGCUACCACGGUGGACGAGAAUAACCUGUCCAGAUACUUCUAUGCCAUUUCUGACAUCAAAGUCCAGGGCAGGUGCAAGUGCAACCUUCACGCUAACAGCUGUGUAUAUGACAAAGAGAAGUUGAGCUGCGAGUGUGAACACAACACAACUGGGCCUGACUGCGGACGCUGUAAGAAGAAUUACCAGGGCCGGGCAUGGAGCACUGGCUCCUACCUGCCUAUCCCAAAGGGCACAGCCAAUAUCUGUAUUCCUAAUAACAUUGGUCCAGUUAACUGUGAAUGCUUCGGCCACUCCAACCGAUGCAGCUACAUCGAGCUGCUAAACACCGUCAUUUGCGUGAGCUGUAAGCACAACACUAGGGGCCAGCACUGCCAGCUAUGCAAGCUGGGCUACUACCGCAAUACCUCAGCAGAACUGGACGAUGAAAAUGUGUGCAUAGAGUGUAAUUGUAAUCCCUUUGGCUCAGUCAGUGAUCGCUGUAAUGGCACAGGAUUGUGUAUAUGUAAGGAGGGCACUACAGGGCCUAAGUGUCAGCAGUGUCUACCCGGCUAUUUGUGGGACGAUGGCUGCAAAUCCCGGGUGUGUGACAACGAGCUCCUGCGCUGCCAAAAUGGCGGAGUGUGUGUCAACAACGUCCGCUGCAGCUGUCCCUCAGACUACUCAGGCCUGCUGUGUGAAAAGCCCCGCUGCGAGUCGGAGCUGGGGGGCUGCGGGGGCCCCAAUUCAGGCCAGGCCCCCCUGACGCCUCCAUCAUCCCCCAGGCUGUUGCUGCUGCUGCUGCUGCUGGGCACGGCACUGCGGAGAGAGGCCUCCUGCUGGCCCGCUGUGCUCUGAAGAGACCCAUGACCUUUAACCUUCCCAUCCCCCCUUUCAAAUAAUCAACAACCAUUAAACAAGAACAACCAUGAGCUUUCUGGACUGUACUGUAACGAGCUUCUCCGCCGCCAGACUCAAUGGACACUCGCGCUGACAAUAAAGGGAAUGUGCCAGACACAUGAGUGCAAAAAAAAC